This is a messenger RNA of Porites lobata, 799 nucleotides long. The record is from the annotation of a GenBank genome assembly. Lineage: Eukaryota; Metazoa; Cnidaria; Anthozoa; Scleractinia; Poritidae.
AUGGAGAACAGAGACUUACCCGAUGCCCAGAUAACAGCUUCAAGCGAGUACGACGCCACACAUGGCCCGUCCAAUGGCAGACUCAAUUUCAAGGCUGGAGGAGGUAAGACUGGCGCAUGGUCUGCCAAAACAAAUGACGUUCAUCAGUGGCUACAAGUGGAUCUUGGGCAAGAAAUGGUAGUGCAGGCGAUACAAAGUCAAGGAAGACAAGACCGUUAUCAGUGGGUCAAAAGCUAUACUGUUUCCUACAGUAAUGACGGGAUUACCUUCACAGCGUAUGGCCAAAACAGGGUAUGUAGAGAACACUGUAAAAAGUGCCGUAAAACCUGCAAAGGAAAUAGGUAUUUGUAUGGUUUAAGCAAAUUCAAAAAGCUUCAAACUGUACCAAUAUUUAACUUUUCAGACCUAAAACAACCAACAUGCAAUCACCCCAAAAAAACUGAUUAACAUUUAAGGGUAGCCGUUUCCUCUUUAAGAGUGGAAAACAGAAGUCUUUUUUUUAUCACGGAGUCAGCUUUGAAAAGCAAUCGGUUCGUAAGUCAACAGAAAGUGUAGCUCAUUUGCUGAUAAUGCAGUCGAUAACAAUAUUGAAAAAGAUGAUAAACAAUGUGCUUUUAUUCCAUUUAUGCAGGUCUUUCGGGCAAACAGAGAUCAAAACUCCGUGGUUUUAGGCCUGUUUUCACCAUCCAUCAAGGCAAGGUAUAUUCGUCUACAUCCUCAAACGUGGAAUGUCCAUAUUUCCAUGCGGAUUGAGCUCUUGGGUUGUCCAAUAGGUAAUAAUUAUUGUCUUUACAACUAA